UGCCAUCUAGUGGCAAAUGCUGGUGAUGACAGCCCCAAGUUUGAAACAGGUGUCAAAAAUUCCCUACAAGACCACGCUUUUUCGGCAAAUUUUUCAAUUUUCCGCAAUUUUCUCAGGAAUUUCCCAUCCAAAAUAGAUCUUCAGCUAGUUCUCUAUAAGAAGGUAAUCUUGGAGGUGAAGAAGGAGGAGGACAAUGUCUUUGCCGACUUCCUCGAGAUUCGCUGUGCUGCAGCUUGUUGGCGAUUAUGAGCACAAGAAGUCCAAGAAGCCCCCAGACAAUGAGCAGAGCAGUGAUAACAAGGCUAAGCCGGCUAAGUUGAAAAAGGAGAAGCAGAAGAAGGUCAUGCCAGUUGAUGAGAAGACCAAACCGGAGGAGAAGCCCAAAACAGUACAAACAAAGCAGAAGAAGCUCGAGAAGAAGAAGAAAAAGCAGGAGGAGUACAUCACGGAGAAGCAGUGGACCAAGUGGCAGAAGAAGGAUGCUGAGCUAGUGGAUGGCAUCUUUGAGAAGGACCUGAAAGAGGCGCUCUUGCAGUCGCAGAUCGAGUUCGAAAAGCAGCGCGGGAAGAAGGAGGAUCCCAAGCCGGCGGAGGAGAUCAAGAAACCCAAGAAGGCCAGGAAGAUCACCUUGCAGGAGUUUAUGGCGCAGUCAGAGGCAAAGGAGGCAAAGCCAGCGAAACCAGAGCCUCCAAAGACUUUCUCCUUCGAGGAAAUCGACGACAGAGCUCGUGAGAUUGUCCAGAAGGAGCAGUACCGCAAUAUGGGCUGCUCUUCAAGCGGCCAGGAGGUGGUGCUGAAGAUCGACGACUCGCCCAAGCCAAGUCCCACCAAGGAGACACGGAAGAACAGCCCGGAAUCUCUGGAAGCCAUUGUCGCCGUCCUGAAGGCGGAAGUCAGCGAGUGGCAGGCGAAGUACGAAGGCGCCGCUAAGCUUCUGGAGGAGCAGAGCAAGCUGAUCAACCUGCAGCUGACCAAUUCCACCACUGAGAGUCUGCUGAAGAGGAUCGACGAGCUGCAGAAGCAGCAAGUUGAGCUUUACCACGAGAUCGGGAGUCUUCACGUGCUUCUGGAGCAGGAAAGGUCCAAGAAUCAGGCCGACGGAUCGAAAAUCAAGAAUGCCGGAGUGAAGAAAUCCGUUCGAUUCUCCGCCGCUUAAUCGUCAAAUUGCGCCCCAGCAAAAGACUCCAGAAGAGCGAGUGAACAUUGUGAUUGCGAGAAAAGACUGCUUUUGGAGCUCCUUUCGAACUCAACAAAUCUAUGAUUGUAUAGUAUUUUGUACAGAAGCAUUUAAACUGAAUCAAUCCAUCUGCUUUGAUUGCCUGAAAGCUAAUUAUUUUGUAAGAAAAGCAAAUACAUUGAUGAGCA
Phlebotomus argentipes is the source of this 1365-nucleotide messenger RNA. RefSeq names its product G kinase-anchoring protein 1-like. The coding region runs from base 194 to 1156 and encodes 320 amino acids. Gene Ontology annotation, biological process: signal transduction. Gene Ontology annotation, cellular component: Golgi apparatus. The transcript is spliced from 3 exons. NCBI's taxonomy places the organism in Eukaryota, Metazoa, Arthropoda, Insecta, Diptera, Psychodidae. The record is from RefSeq and is a predicted model, not a curated record.